Molecule: messenger RNA, 2289 nt
Organism: Telopea speciosissima
Lineage: Eukaryota; Viridiplantae; Streptophyta; Magnoliopsida; Proteales; Proteaceae
Exons: 6
Coding region: 12-1790 (592 amino acids)
Source: RefSeq, a predicted model, not a curated record
AAACAUCAGUAAUGUCGUUCUUCAAUGUCUCAAGCUCUUUCUACCUUCUUUUACUCUUCUUCUAUUUCUCCUCAAUCUUGCUUGCCAGGUUCCUUCAGACUCUUUGCAGGAAUUACUCUAUCAAAAGCAGUGAUGAUGAAGGCCAAACUGACUAUUUGGAAGAAGAGGACGAGGAGGAGGAGGAAGAAGAAGAGGAAGAAGAAGAAGAAGAAGAAGAAGAAGAAGAAGAACAUGCCUUGUUUACUGUGGAAUACACAGAAAGAGAUGAUUUGGUUGCCGACAUCAUUCUUGGCGGCGAAGCCUUAUUGUUCUUGCCCAUUAAAAGCACCCAGAAGGAUAAGCUUCUCCCUGAAGAAGACAUGGAAUCUGAGGGAAGUGUAUAUGAAGACCCUGAUGAAACCUUUGUCCCAGAUGAAUUGCCAAUAUCUAACUCACCUGCUUCAGAAUCUGGGUGUAAUGCUGAAGUUGUGGUUGAAGAAAAGCUUCCCACAAGGGACACUGAUUCAAUUGAUGGGUCUACAUUAGAGCUUACAACACCAUUGGAAACAGACCCAAAUGAAAAUGGCUCUGUGGCUGAUGACUUAGCUUAUGAAGAAGGCUAUGAUAAAAGAGAAGAAGCUGAAGCUGACACAGGGAAUGUAGAGACAAAUUUAUCUGAAGAUGAGAAUUUUUUGGUUUUUGCACCUACACAACUGGAAACUAAAAAGCUUCAACCUAAAACAAUUGAGGACAUCCAUGGAGAUUCAUUUACAGUUGGGUCAACUUCUAAGAGUUCUUCUGAUUGGAGAAGCUCCAUGCUUUGCAGGGAUUCAGGAACAGAGGAUCCCUUCUCAUCAUCGUCUCGAAGGAGCUGCCCGAAUUGGGAAUCAUUUACUGUGUUUCGAAAAUACGAUGAGGAGAUGAUGUUUUUGGAUCGAAUUAGUGCCCAAAAGCUUAAUGAAACAGAAUCACUUAGGGGAAUUGAAGUAUGUCCAAGAUCCAUCUCGGAAAGGAUAGUGCAUAAGCUCACUACCAAGAACAGAAGAUCAAACGGGAUAACUAGAAACCCAUAUCAUGAAUUGGAGAGUGCUUAUGCUGCUCAAAUUUGCUUGGCAUGGGAAGCUCUUAAUUGGAACUACAAGAAUUUCCAGCGUCUAAGAGCUUCACGAACCGAAGAAGAAGAUCCGGGUUGUCCUGGCCAAAUUGCACAGCAGUUUCAGCAAUUUCAGGUUUUAUUACAGCGAUAUAUCGAAAAUGAGCCUUACGAGUAUGGCAGGAGACCUGAAGUUUAUGCUCGAAUGAGGAUUUCUGCACCAAAAUUACUUCUAGUUCCUGAAUUCCGAGAUUCAGAAGAGGAACAGAAAGAGGAGAAUUUUGGUACAAGGAUCUCAUCACCUAAGUUCCUCAGAAUAAUGGAGGAUGGAAUUCAAACAUUCAUGAAUUUUCUCAAGGCAGAUAGUGAGAAGCCUUGCAAGAUCAUUACAGCAAUUUUCAAAAAGAAUAAAAGCAAUUCAGUUGAUCCCACUCAUCUCCAUAUGGUGAAGAAGGCAAAUACAAAGAAAAAGCUGAAGCUUAAAGAUCUGCGCCGCAGUAAUAAAUGCUUAAGGAGGAAGAAGAAGAAGUUGAAGCAUGAUGAGGAGAUGGAGAUACUGAUGGGUCUGAUAGACCUAAAAGUGGUGUCCAGGGUAUUGAGAAUGUCUGAUAUCAGUGAAGAACAGUUAAGGUGGUGUGAGGAGAAGAUGAGCAAAGUAAGAUUGUGGGAAGGGAAGCUACAAAGAGAUUCCUCUCCACUUUUCUUUCCGGCACACUGAGCCUUCCAAGGGUAGUGUGUGUGUGUGUGUGUGUGUGUUGCAUGAUGACUAGAUCAUGAAUGUGCAUGAGAGUGAAUAUCCAAGUUACCCUUUUGUAAAUACUGAAUAAAAAUGGUAGUGGGGACCCACAAAUCAAAGUAACAUGUGGGGGGGUGACAUAGAUUUGGAAUCCAUGGAAAGAAAGGAAAAGAUGAUUUGUCUCUGUAAUCUCAUAAAUAGGGAAAGUGAAAGGGGAGCAUAGACAAAGGAAAGAACAGGGGAUAGAGACAAGAGACAUAGGUAGCUUUAGCUUUCUUUAUCUUUUUAAUUGUGGGAGUUUAUCUAUAACUCCAUUAGAGAUUUGAAUUGAAUCAAAAGAAGAGAUGGACAAAGCUGCCAUUUUAUGCAUGCAGUGUAAUAAAAAGGGAAGCACAUGGUACACUCAAAGGAAGAGAGAGACCUCAAAUGGGCCCCUCUUAUUUAAGGAAGGAAUCAAGGAAAGGAGACCCUACACAUUAUU